AUGGCGGGACCAGCAAAGGGCGCCCGCAAGGAGGACUGCGAGCCUCAGUUUUUCAAGCUCGCAUGGCCGUCUAGCGAGAAAGUCACCGCGCUUGCCGCCAGCCUCUACAAGCAAAUCGACCACGACCCUCCCGCCGCCCCUGGAAAGGAUCUCUUCGAAGAUGAACUUGACCUGUUUGAGUGCGCGGUCGCGGAGGAGGGCGAGACGCCAACUCGCCCGCCUGACUUCGUGCCUCGAGGCUCGAAAAUGCGCGCGAUCCUGCGAGACGAGAUCUACCGCGCGGUGCAGGAUGCCUCGGAGUCGUCAGGGCGUGAGCGCGCCGCUGCGGCAGCCUCCAAACGCGUGUCCAUUCAAUUUGUCAACGAGGCAGACCAAGACCGACUUCGCGUCGAUUUAGGCCGGCGCGUGCAGUGGGGCGGUGUACAGGUCAAGGAGUUUGAGAAGCCGGACAAGGAGUGGGAUGCGAAGACCGAGGCGAAAGUCAAGCAGCUGAAGUCUCAGUACAACGGCGCGGAGCUCGAAGUCGUGUAUCGGUUGCUCGUGGAUGAGUACAUGAUCGCCAAGCCGGUGAUUCUCAUCACACCGACCGGCAAGAAAUUGCGCUCCUCUGUCUGCGUCAACCUGAACAAGCUGUUUGUCACGAAGGAGGUCAACGGACAGCAGGUGGUUGACGUCGCCGUCAAGAUUCAUGACAUCGACAGAAUCCAAUUCGGCAAGUCGCCCGCCCUCGCGCGUCUGCAGGCGGAUUCAAAGAACUCGAGCAGCGCCGUUCCGAACAACCAGUCUCUCUACAUUGUUUUCAAAGCAAACGCGCGGCGAAGCAGCGCCACCGGCCUCCAGCCUGCGCCAGGCCAGAAGCUCCCGUCGACGCUGCCGGGCGCGAAUUCGUUGCCGCAGCCGGUGACAGUGACGAUUGUCUUCCCCAGCGAGGCGGAGCGAAACAGUUUCGCGCUGCUGCUUCGCACCUCCAAGCGGCUGGUCGCGGGGAGCGCGCUGGGUGACUGGGAAGACACCCUCGACGACUCGGACGAAGAGUGUGCGUCCGUGGCGGCGUGUGAGACAGUCGAUGAGCUCUUCGUGGCGCCGCCGAAGCAAGGAGAAGAAGGCCAAACCGACAGAGCGCGCCUCGCGCACUGCAUCUCGGCCUUCAGCAAGGGUAUGAACGUGCAGAAGGCGACUUCCAAGGGCUCGUUGGUGGUGCGGAAGCUGUGUCUCUCGGGCGCCUCACUCCAGCUGCUAUCGCUGAGAUGCAACAAAGGCCAAAUCGUCGGCGUCUUCGAUGAGGUUCUGUCUGUUUCGCCGGGCCAAGACGACAGUGCAUUUCGUGCCGCCGCGAAGAACCACCAACUGCCGCCAGCCUCUCGCUGCGCGGUCGUCAAGCUGAGCGACCAUUCCUUUGCUUUAAUUUUUCCGACGGAGAAGUCGCGAGACAACUUCGUGUUCAUGAUGAAGCACCUGGAUGAGAGCGACGAGGUUCUGCGCUACAUCGACGACGGGUCCACGGGAGAGCCGAGCCCUACGCGGGUAUCGGGCAAAGCGUAG
Messenger RNA from Besnoitia besnoiti, 1542 nucleotides. RefSeq lists its product as uncharacterized. The transcript is spliced from 11 exons. The coding region runs from base 1 to 1542 and encodes 513 amino acids. NCBI's taxonomy places the organism in Eukaryota, Apicomplexa, Conoidasida, Eucoccidiorida, Sarcocystidae. The record is from RefSeq and is a predicted model, not a curated record.